GUGUUGUUGUUGUGGGCCAAAUACAGUGGCUGACUCUAUGGUAUAUAUUAAAAUUUCUUUCGGAUAUAAACAUUUUAAGACUAACUUUCGGUAUUGUUUUGGGCUGUUUAAGACAUUCUUAAAUGCAAAAGGAGCAUAACAGAAUCAAUACUUCAAACAUAUUUAAGCAAAUGCUAGUGUAAAGUAAUCGACGAAUGGCGGACUUCUAACAAUAGCGGGCAUGUUGAGACUGCAGCGGAGCAUCGGGAAACUGUCUGCGGGCUUGUGAGCUUCACUGUUGGACACACGGUCUCUCGAACCUCGGUGUGGAACGCAACACAAUGCCGCAGGGCAAGGCCAAAAAGAAACUGCACUAUCUCCAAGGAGAGGAAAAAGGCAUGUCUAAACUUAGGAUAAAAGAUGUCUUUUCCCUGCGUGGCACUGACAAUUUAUUUGAUGACAUUGAUGUUGAUUCUGACCUGGGUUUGUCUCUGCGUUCUCCAUUGCCCAAGAGCACUGGUGAAACUGAGACCAAGGAAAGCAGAUGUUUAUCUAAUGGAGAUCAGAUGAAAACUCCGUUUAAACAGGUUCGCAAGGAUGCUUUGAUCCAAGAAAAUGGUAUUCAAGAGGGUGAAAUAAUUUAUAAAGAGAGUCCAUUUAAAGACAUUGCUCCCAUUAAGACGUCCAGCCCUAUUGAAAUGGAAACAGGGGGAGGUGAUGCAGUAGAUGGAGUAAGGCUUGUGGCUGACCCUCUGCUCUUUGGAGUUGAAGAUGAGGAGCCCAUUGGAGGAGACCUCAGCAAGCUGCCCUUCACUCAGCAGUCAGAACCAGUGAAGGAAUCCCUCAGUGGGGAUAGUGUGUCUCUGGCGUCACCACCAAAAAGGCUCGAACUUAGAAAAGCCACUAAACUAAAUGCUGGUUCCUCAUCAUGCAUGAAGACUACAAAACCAAGCAAGGCAGCAUUGCAAGCCAUCCAGUGUUCACAUCCAGACACAAAGGAAGAUUUACUAAUGGAUAAAGAUCCAAGUCGGCUGUCUCCAGUUUUGGUUCAGAAGAAUGAACUACAACUUGGGAAGACUCAGCAAAGCAAGGAACAGAUGGCGGAGGAUUCUGAGAAAAGAUUGUCUUUCCAGCACAAGAUUAAAAAGGCCUUAAUGCCCAAGUCUUCAUGUUCCAGGAAACCAGCGGCAGCUCCAGUUCCUCUGCCUGUAGAUUUUGAGGAGGACUUCAUGAUCCUGGACGAUGAGGCUCCUAUUCUUUUUAUGAUCCCUCGCAAGCCAGAGGUCAGCAGGAGCAAAAGACCAGUCCCAGCAGACUCUGCAAAGGAUAGUGUUCCUGCAGAUCCACAAUCUGCAGAUCAGCUUUUACAGAGUGAAGAAGAUAUAAAUAAUCAGCAGGGCACAGAUUCUAAAAGAAACCAAGCGCAAAUUGAUUCUGAUAAGCAAAAACCUCAAGGAAAACGUAGGAGGGCUUCAAAAAAGAGCCGCAAAGGACCUGUGCCGCAUGAUGUUUUCAAGGACAGACCAGACCCUGUAACCCAAAGACGAGAGAACAGGAUUUGUGAUCAGAGUCCCUCUCAAACUGUACAGGGAAACAAAGUUAUGGAUUCAUCAGGAAAACGAAAUACGAAGAGCAAAACAUCUGAUCUUGAUGAGCUAUCUGACAAAGAUGGAAACAAUGCUGGUGGUAGCCACGAGACUCCAGUUCCACCUGUGCCUAGCUAUAUAAAAAAAUCCUCCAGUUCUCAACGUGAUAGACCAGGGUCGAAAACAAAAAAGGAAUCCAACAAAGUAAUCACUGUAGCAGGUUCUCACACCACAAACUCUGUAAAAUCUAACAAAAAUGGAAAAAAGAGCAGAAAUGGGAAAGCUGUUUCUAAGACAAAGAAACGGAUAUCUAACCAACAAAAAAAGUUGGGACAGAUAGAUUCUGCUUGUGAACUACAAGACGUUGGUGAAGCUUCACUUUCCCUUAAUGAGCAAGAGAAGGCACAAAGAACAGCUGUAAAUAAAAAGUCUUCAACCAAGCAAGGUGCUUUGAAGAUUCCAGCAAAAAAACUGAAGGAAAAAGAGACAAAAACAGUGGAAUCUGCACCAAAGGAUCCAUCAGCAAUGGCACCUGACACUUCUUCAGAUAGUCCUGUGACAUGCAAGAGGAGAAGGAAGCCUCCAGGAGAUUGGUGGCUUACUAGCCAAGAUGAAAGCCCCACAGAGUGUCAAUCAGAGCCAAAAACUACAGAAAAGCAAGCAGCUGUUGUUGAUUCUGAAGAAACACAGUCUCGCAGACCUAUCCAGGGGAAUCUGAAGAAGCCAGAAACUUCAGUCACUAACAAUGCAGUGGAAAGCAUUAAAAAGGUGAUGGCUCAUGGUGAUGACCUUGAAACUGGAGCAAAACAGAAAAUGUCUAAGAAAACAGGUGUUCGAAAGAAACGUAAAUCUGCAACCACUCAGCAACAAGUUCCGUCACCAACUCCUGGGUUUGGGGAGGAAUUAGAAGAAGAUAGACAAGAAACUUUUGUGAAUGAGAGUGCUGAGCAAGUUAGUCCAUUAUUAUGUAGUCCUUACAGACAGCACAACAUCACACCAGGUGAGAAUAGAGUAUUUGACAAGGUCUACACACGAGACACUGGAACUGCUCAGAAAAAUCCUUCAUCUUCUCUUAGAAGGCCAGAGAGUUCUGUACCAGAUGACGUUCCAAAGAAAAGGCAAAGAAAAGCCCCUUCCAACUGGUGGGAAGCACCACCAUCCGAGGAAGCAACUGAUGGGCCACAACCUCACAAUCCCCCUCCAAAUGCAAAGUCCAAAUUACCAAAUUCUUCUAUUAGUGCUGUGUUUAAUAAGGGGAUCACAGAAAACAAAUCACAGAAAACAAAGAAUUACAUCAAGAACAUAAAAAGAAGCAUAAUCAACACACCAAAGUCAAUCAAAAGAUCUUUAACCUCAAUGAAUGCCAUUUUCGCCUCGGAUAAAGCUGAAAACAUUGUAAAAUCGAGACAAAAACGGGGACGUAGAAACCUCCUUCACUCUCUUGAGGAUCAGUCAGAACACUCUAGUGAGAAUAUGGCCCACAGCGUUGAUCAACUGCAGGGAAACCGUAAUGCCUCCUUUGGGUUCACCAGUGGCAUUACUGUGGAGUCCUCAGGGACCAGAAAAGAAAAGAGCAUCAGAGCAUCCAGUGGACCCAACACGUUAUCUGAUGUUGACAAAGGUUUAAGGAGUGGGCCAUCGUCAAUGAUUGAUCUUCAGCAACACGAUGAGGAGGAUGAUAUUGACUUGCUGUCAUCCAGAGUGACUGCCCAUGUGCGACACAUCCCUCGGGUGUUGGCCCAGUGUGAUCUUUGUGGUCCUCCACUGCAACCCAUCAUCUUAGAGGAGGAGGACUGGAACAACCUGCACGCGUGGUUCUCUCACCUGUGGCCCCCAGCCUCUAAAGACGGGCGAGUUGUGAGUCCUGAUGACUUUCACUGGCACUCCCAUGGAGGCCGAGCAAUUGGCCAUGCAGUUGACCUUCAGAGUGGCUCAUUCUCUCAUGGAAAGAUUCUGCUGGGGUCGUUCAUGAAGAAACCCCCACAGAUGGACCUUGACACUGUUUCUGUAUUCAGCAUUAUUUCAAGUUGUGUGCGUGUUGAUAUUGAUGGCGUGAAGUCAGUUUACAAUUCUGGACAGGUGUUUAUGAUACCCUCUGGACAAGUGUAUAGCAUCCAUAACCUCUGUCAAGAGCCUGCUGUACUGAUCUACCACAGAACACAAACAUCACAACAAGAUGAUUAACAUGAUGUGGCCUUUUUAACUUUGAAAUAUCCAGCUGUUUAAAUUUGUUUUAAUAAAAUUGUAGUUUUUGUUUUUGUUUGUUUAAAGAAGAUACAUAAAAGCAGUUGUUUGUGUAAAUAGAUUCAGGUAAAUUGUCAAAAUUGAAAGGAUCAUAUUUCUUAUUUGUUAUGACAUCUGUAAAAUAUUAUUUUUAAAGUGUUAUGUAUAAAGCUUUUCAAAACAGAGGUCUUAUUAAUACAAAUGUACAUUUCUGUCUCCUGUGUUUUCCCAUUGGAAUGCAACUGUUUUGGAAUUUUAAACAAAUUGCUAGGCUGUCAGCAGGGGUCAGCAGAUCCUGUAUUAUUUUACAUUGUCUGUAGCGAAUGUCUAUCACUGGGCAAAAAAAAUGAAUUGCUAGUUGUGGUUUUUCUAGUAAAAUCUCUCUUUCAGUUUAUUAGCAAUGGCCUAAUUUACAGUCUGUCACAUUUAGAUUAGUGUUGACAUGUAUGUGAUCUCUUUAUAUCUCACUGCUUUUGUUGAUGAAAUAUUUAUGUGAACCACAAACCUGUUUCAAUUCAAUUGUUUGGGGUGUGUUUGUAUGUAUAGAUCUGCAAGAAAAAGUCAUUUGAAUUUUUCCACUUGGAAAGCUUGCCAUUCAUUUACAUCCCAUUCUGAAAGAGAAUUUUGUUGCAGAUACCAGCAUUUCACUGUACAUUUGCUUUUCUUGUAAAGUCAAUUUCUUUAGUAAAAACAAAAGCAGCUUUC
Molecule: messenger RNA, 4493 nt
Organism: Xyrauchen texanus (razorback sucker)
Lineage: Eukaryota; Metazoa; Chordata; Actinopteri; Cypriniformes; Catostomidae
Product: nucleolar and coiled-body phosphoprotein 1-like
Exons: 18
Coding region: 321-3749 (1142 amino acids)
Source: RefSeq, a predicted model, not a curated record